Messenger RNA from Camellia sinensis, 1988 nucleotides. The record is from RefSeq and is a predicted model, not a curated record. Lineage: Eukaryota; Viridiplantae; Streptophyta; Magnoliopsida; Ericales; Theaceae.
GCACAACCAAAUCCAAAUCCAAAUCCAAACCCACAUUUCCUCUUAUGCGAUAUGGAGAUCAAUGGCUUGGUUUGUCUUAAUAGCCCACCUUGGUCUCCACUCAUCACUCUUUGGAACCCUGCUACCAAAAUCGUCCAUUUCACCACUGACUUUGUUUCUAAGUUGUCCGUUGGUUUUGCAUUUGAUUUUGUAAACAACGAUUACAAGGUUCUACGGAUUGUCUCCUUCAAAUGUGGCAUUGUAAUUGAUUUUUGAAAACUAAAACCAAACAUAGCAUUCAAAUACAAGGGUGGAAAAUUUAUUAGAAACUCACUCCAAACACAGCCUUAAUAUCUCAACAGGAACUUGGGUUGAGCUCUACUCUGUCAAUUCUGCUACUUGGAAAGAGAUUGAGAUUUGAGAUCGAGAUUGAGAUUUAGAUGGACCACCUUCCCUUCCAUUUCUUUGAAUUUAGGUGUGCUGUGGUGGUCAAGGGUGUGCCCUAUUGGAUAGUGUAUCCUGAGGAGGAGGAUGAGUUUAAUGUUGGUGAGAUUUUCUUGUGGUUCGAUGUGGGUAAUGAGCCCUGUAUUUACUUGAUGUCGUCCUGUCAAUGUCAAGGAUUCUUUGUGCCUGUCUAUUCUUCUGCUGUUCAUGCUUUGCUGCCUCUCAGUGGAUUUGAAGACCCAAAUGAGUUCGUUGAUAUGUGGGUGAUGGAAGACUCUGGUGUUGGUGGUCGUGACUGCUCUUGGAGUAAGAAAUUCACUGUUGGACCCAUUUUGGGGGUUGAGAGGCUGUUGGGAUGUUCCAAAAAUGGCGAGAAGAAUGAUUCAUGCAGUCGAUCCCAUUUGAUGGGAUUUUGGUUUGGUUGGUUCUAAAGAAGUUAAGAAUGUUCAAAUUAAUGGGGCUCUUGCAGGGUCAUCUCUAGUUUGUAGCUACUCAGAGAGCCUAGUUUCAAUCAGAGGGUUUGUACAAGUUUGGAAAUUGGAUAAGAAGUUCACCGAACAGUUUUAUAAGCAGGACAUAAAGAACAGGUAUCGUGGACAUUUUACAUCCUAAUUUGCAUUUAAUGCAUAUUGUAGUGUUGAAUGUAGUUUUGGGAUCUUCAUUGGCUAUGCUUUUGUUAAGCAUGUAGUUUAUGCUUUAACGGUGACCAAUGUUUCCCUAAGGACAUGCUCAUUGUCUGUAGCAGUUGGGUUGCUUGUAUGUCAAUUUUCAUGAACACUUCAUAUGUUAAGAUAUAUUUUGAACAGAUUCUGAUUGGAGUUGACUACAUAUAUUCUGUUUGUCUUGGGUUUUAAAGUAUUCUCGUACAGCUGCAUUUUGACUUUGGCAGUGAUUGAUAAGCAAAAGUCGCAAUAGCAUAGGACUAAAAGUAGAGUGGAGUGAUGUGAAGUCUAUUUACUGAAUAUCUUUGUAAUGUGUUGCUGGAUCACUACUAGAAAAAUGACUUUUUGCUACUAUAUAAUUUGCGACCACUGUACUAGCAGUGGCAAAUAGUCAAUUUAUUCCUUAUUUUCCUUUAUUUAUUUUCCCCUCUUCCUUACAUUUGCCCUAGUCUCUUCACAAACAGCACUGAUCGUUCUCUCUCUCUCUCAAUCUCUCUCUCGAAAUAUGUGUGUUAAGCAUUGAGUCACUGCUGAUUUUAAGUAGAUGAAUUUGGGGAUUUUUGAGUGUGUUACAAAUCGAUAGAAGAUGGAGUAAUAGUAGAGUGAGUUGAGGUUUGAUGAAGAUUAGAGAUCGAGAAGACGGAUACUCAGUGGUUCACUACGAAGAAGUCAUCUCCUAAUUCGAAGCAAAAGCGAGGUUCAUUUUGCUGAAAAAAUUGUUCCAGUAUUUCAGUUCUAUCUCAAUUCUCAAUUUAAUUUUUCAAUUUCUUCUUUAUCUCGUUGUUUUGAUUGAUUGAUCCAUGAUUUUUCCAAUUUUCCUGCUAAUAUAUCUGUACAAGUAUAUGUAAACAUGUGUUUUUUUUUUUUUUUCAUUGAAUAUAUGGCCAUCUAUGGCAGCUUGAC